This is a messenger RNA of Alosa sapidissima (American shad), 2185 nucleotides long. RefSeq names its product casein kinase 1, delta b (gene csnk1db). The coding region runs from base 413 to 1642 and encodes 409 amino acids. The transcript is spliced from 10 exons. The record is from RefSeq and is a predicted model, not a curated record. Gene Ontology annotation, cellular component: spindle microtubule; nucleus; cytoplasm. Lineage: Eukaryota; Metazoa; Chordata; Actinopteri; Clupeiformes; Clupeidae. Gene Ontology annotation, biological process: positive regulation of proteasomal ubiquitin-dependent protein catabolic process; signal transduction; positive regulation of canonical Wnt signaling pathway. Gene Ontology annotation, molecular function: ATP binding; protein serine/threonine kinase activity.
UGUUGCGUACUGUUCCAUUGUAGAGAGGAUUGAAAGUGCGUUCUGUUCUAGACAUAGGCGUCUGACAGGGUAGAUCUCUCGCAAAUCCGUCGCCAUCCUCGGAAAGAGAAUAAAUGAUGACCUCCAAAAUACGAAGAUCAUAAUAUAGACCUUAUAACAUUUCACCUGAGACCAAUAUUACGGAGAUUUCGCGAUCCGUUCCGUAGAAAAGCAAUGGUGAAAGUUGCUCUGUUCAGGAAGGAACCGAUUUCUCUUUUGGGAGUCGGGGGGGUGGGGGGUGUGUAGGUCUACCAGCCAGUUAGUUAGACAGCCGAGAGAGGGUAACAUUCAAGGUGACAAGCGAACUUUGAUAUUUGUAUUGUAUUUCUUAAUACAAGGGCCUUACGGUACACAGUAACGUUGCUAAAGCAGAAUGGAGCUGCGGGUCGGAAACAGGUACAGGCUGGGCAGGAAAAUUGGAAGUGGAUCCUUUGGAGACAUCUACUUGGGCACGGACAUCUCAGUGGGAGAGGAAGUGGCCAUCAAGCUGGAAUGUGUGAAGACCAAACACCCCCAGCUGCACAUCGAGAGCAAGAUCUACAAGAUGAUGCAGGGAGGAGUGGGGAUCCCCACUAUAAAGUGGUGUGGUGCUGAGGGCGAUUAUAACGUGAUGGUGAUGGAGCUGCUGGGGCCCAGUCUGGAGGAUCUCUUCAACUUCUGCUCCCGCAAGUUCAGCCUCAAGACUGUCCUGCUGCUCGCUGACCAGAUGAUCAGUCGGAUCGAGUACAUCCACUCCAAGAACUUCAUCCACCGCGACGUGAAGCCGGAUAACUUCCUCAUGGGGCUGGGCAAGAAGGGCAACCUGGUCUACAUCAUCGACUUCGGCCUCGCCAAGAAGUACCGCGACGCCCGCACACACCAGCACAUCCCCUACCGGGAGAACAAGAACCUCACCGGAACCGCCCGCUACGCCUCCAUCAACACACACCUGGGCAUCGAGCAGUCCCGGCGGGACGACUUGGAGUCUCUGGGCUACGUGCUGAUGUACUUUAACCUGGGCUCACUGCCAUGGCAAGGGCUCAAGGCUGCCACCAAGAGGCAGAAGUACGAGCGCAUCAGCGAGAAGAAGAUGAGCACGCCCAUAGAGGUCCUCUGCAAGGGCUACCCAUCGGAGUUCGCCACCUACCUGAACUUCUGCCGUUCGCUGCGUUUCGAUGACAAACCGGAUUACUCCUACCUCCGACAACUCUUCAGAAACCUCUUCCACAGACAAGGCUUCUCCUACGACUACGUAUUCGACUGGAACAUGCUCAAAUUCGGUGCUAACCGGGCAGCUGAGGACCCUGAUCGUGAGCGGCGGGAGCGCGAGGAUCGUCUACGACACGGACGAGCACCGGGGGCGAGAGGACUGCCCUCCGCAUCCGCCAGACCACGCCCCCCACAGGACACGGCGCCGCCCACGCCGCUAACGCCCACCUCACACACCGUGAACACGUCGUCCCCUCGGCCGGUGACUGGUGUGGAACGCGAGCGUAAGGUCAGCAUGCGUCUGCACAGGGGCGCGCCCGUUAACGUGUCAUCGUCGGACCUGACCGCUCGCCAGGACACCUCCCGCAUGUCCACCUCUCAGAAUAGCAUUCCCUUCGAUCAUCAUGCCAAGUAGCAGAGCAUCACGUCCUCGUCUGAAGGAUCCAGUCUGACUCCUCACGGUGUCUCUGAGUGUGGAGGAGCUGAAGACCUACCGGAACUAGAACCAACACCCGGAACCCAGAACAGGACCUAGAACCAACACCCGGAACCCAGAACAGGACCUGGCUCCAAGAACAACAGCAAGACCACCGCAACUCAGUUCAGUUCAACCCAAGACUCCGCCCCUGUCUAGCACAAACAUGGACCAUUAAAUGCCCCCCCCCCCCCCCCCCCCCUCUCUCUCUCUCUCUCUCUCUCUCUCUCUCUCUCUCUCUCUCUCUCUCUCUCUCUCUCUCUCUCUCUCUCUCUCUCUCUCUCUCUCUCUCUCUCUCCUGUGGAAACAUCAGUGGAAGUCUCCAUGGGAACAGCAGUGGAAAGGAGAGUGACUGCCAGCCCAUAAUGCAACAUUCUCCUGUUGUGUUCAUCCCUCUCCCUCACUCUGCUGCACCCCUGACCCCUGGGAUUGGACCACACACACACACACACACACACACACACACACACACACACACACACA